Molecule: messenger RNA, 1094 nt
Organism: Solanum stenotomum
Lineage: Eukaryota; Viridiplantae; Streptophyta; Magnoliopsida; Solanales; Solanaceae
Product: tropinone reductase homolog At5g06060-like
Exons: 5
Coding region: 80-919 (279 amino acids)
Molecular function (GO): oxidoreductase activity
Source: RefSeq, a predicted model, not a curated record
UUAUCAUUGCUGCAUUCUGCAACAAGGAAAUAUUGAGAGUGUUGGAUCUUGAAAAUUUGAAUUCUUGAGAAAAUUAAAGAUGGCUACGAUGGCGACAGGGGAAGAACAGAGUAGCAGUAGCAACAGAGUCCAGAAAUGGUCCCUUCAUGGGAAAACAGCUCUAGUUACUGGAGGAACCAGAGGUAUCGGGAGUGCAAUAGUGGAGGAAUUGGCAGGAUUUGGAGCAAGUGUUCAUACAUGUUCAAGAAACAAGAAAGAACUUGAUGAGAAGAUUCAAGAAUGGGAAGCAAAAGGAUUUAAGGUGACUGGCUCUGUUUGUGAUUUAUUUUCUAAAGAACAGAGAGAAGAGCUUAUUCACACUGUUUCCUCUGUUUUUGAGGGCAAGCUCAAUAUACUAGUGAAUAAUGCAGCAAUAAGUAUGAUAAAACGAACAGCAGAUAUAAGUGUGGAAGAUUAUUCAAAAAUUAUGGGAACCAAUGUGGAGUCACCUUUCCACAUCACUCAAAUUGCUUAUCCUCUUUUGAAAGCAUGUGGAAAUACUGCUAGCAUUGUCUUCAUUUCCUCCCUUGCUGGUUCUCUUGCACUCCCUGCUCUUUCUGUCUACGGAGCCUCUAAAGGUGCAAUCAACCAGCUUACCAAGUUUUUGGCAUGCGAAUGGGCUAGUGAUGGAAUUCGCGUUAAUACAGUCUCUCCAUUCGCUGUCAACACUAGCAUUUUGAAAGCGGAGGAUAUUGACCCGCCAUUAUUGGAGAAUUAUUCAGAAUUGAUGUGUAGAACACCAUUGAAACCAAUAGCAGAACCUGAUGAGAUAUCUCCAUUGGUGGCAUUUCUUUGUCUUCCUGCUGCUUCACAUAUUACUGGUCAGAUCAUUCUUGUUGAUGGUGGAUUUUCAGCUGGUAGUUUCAAAUUUCAGUCUUAAUUAAUUAAAUAUCCAAAAAUAGAAAGAAAAAUACAAUAUGCAUGGGUUGGCAAAUUGUUUUUCAUAUAUAUGAGCAUUAUUGUUCUUGUAAGCUAAGGGUGGAUCGAUCUUUUCGCGAUAUUGUAAGUCAUGUUUGACCAUAAAAAUUAUUCACUUUUUUUCUGAAAUAAUGUUU